Molecule: messenger RNA, 513 nt
Organism: Oenanthe melanoleuca
Lineage: Eukaryota; Metazoa; Chordata; Aves; Passeriformes; Muscicapidae
Gene: MSGN1
Product: mesogenin 1
Exons: 1
Coding region: 1-513 (170 amino acids)
Biological process (GO): mesoderm formation; regulation of transcription by RNA polymerase II
Cellular component (GO): nucleus
Molecular function (GO): protein dimerization activity; RNA polymerase II cis-regulatory region sequence-specific DNA binding; DNA-binding transcription factor activity, RNA polymerase II-specific
Source: RefSeq, a predicted model, not a curated record
AUGGACAAGCUGCAGGAGACACUGAUAACCAUGGAAGAUGCUCUGGGCUCCGAACACCCCGCCUGCCUGCCAUCCUGGGACUGGAAAAGCCCGGCCGGGCCUUUCGAGCUGCACGCCAUGUCGCCGCCGCACAGCCUGUCCCCGACGCCGUCCUUCGAGUCCUACUCGUCGUCGCCGUGCCCCGGGCAGGCCGAGGCGCCCUACGGCAGCGGCGGCGGCCUGGCCGCCUACGGGCUGCUGGAGCUGCCGGCCGCGCUGCUGCCCAGCCCCGGGCAGGCCCGGCUGCCCAAGGGCACCAAGGUGCGGAUGUCGGCGCAGCGCCGCAGGAAGGCCAGCGAGCGGGAGAAGCUGCGGAUGCGGACCUUGGCCGACGCGCUGCACACGCUGCGCAAUUACCUGCCGCCCGUCUACAGCCAGCGGGGCCAGCCCCUCACCAAAAUACAGACCCUCAAGUACACCAUCAAGUACAUCGGCGAGCUCACCGAGCUCCUCAACAGCGUCAAGCGCGCCUAG